Neolamprologus brichardi is the source of this 7715-nucleotide messenger RNA. The record is from RefSeq and is a predicted model, not a curated record. NCBI's taxonomy places the organism in Eukaryota, Metazoa, Chordata, Actinopteri, Cichliformes, Cichlidae.
UUCCAGGGGAAUUUACAACAGCAUGUUUUCAGCUGCCAUCAAAGAAAGGUCCACAUCAUCAGGUUGUCUUCCUAGCCAAAACACUCCUGACAGUCUGGGAGCUGCAGACCUGUUGAGUGGAGAGGAUCCGGCUGGCGCAGAGACUGGCCAGGUGUAUGGAUCACUGCAGGGCAGCGGAAGCAUGAACAGACAGCUGGAGAGGAGAGAACAGUUAAAGAGAUUGUCUCUUGACAGCAACAUACUGGAAUACAUGGACGCCAACAAAUGCAUUGAUGAACUUCUCAAGCAGCUCGAGGAGGAGCGCCGAAACGUCCGAAGGGAAAAGUUGGCUGUGGCUCGCCUGCAGAGGGAAGUCGCACGGAGCAAGAGCGAAGGAACAAUGCGAGAAAAGCUGAUCCACGAGCUAGAGGAAGAGCGACGCCUGCGACUGGAGAGCGAGAAGCGUCUCCGGGAAGUGACGGAGGAGUCCGAGCUGGGUCAGGCGCAGGUGGUUUCACUGCAGCAGCAAUUCUCCAGUUUUGCUCGCCAAAUUCAUGCUUUGAUUUUCUGUUCCUUAUUUUUCCCCCCCUCUAACCUCUUUUCGCUGUCUGUGCAUCAGGAUAAACUCUCUGAGGAAGUGCAGAAACAGCACGACGGCCCAGUAGAGAAGGGCUCCCUGCCGGUGACUCGAGCAGAGCUGGACCCCAGGCUGCUGCUGAAUCCUGAACAUGAUGCCAGCCAAGCAGAAGAGGAUAAAGACAAAACCAAGCUCCUGCUGGAGCGCCUCAAGGCCCUGGAGGAGGAGAACUCCACCCUGGCCUUAGAGAAUGAGAGUCAAAGGGAGCAGUACGAGCGGUGUCUCGACGAGGUUGCCAAUCAAGUCGUGCAGGCGCUUCUAACCCAGAAGGAUCUGAGGGAGGAGUGUCUGAAGCUGCGAACAAGGGUUUUCGAUCUCGAGCAGCAGAAUCGGGCGCUCGGUGUUUUGUUCCAGCAGAAGAUCAAGCCGGCCUCGGACCUGCUUCUCCAGAAACUCCACUCUCGGAUCAUGGAUCUGUCUGCAGCAGAUUUGCUCCUGGAGCCAGAAAGAAGCAAGGCUUUCCUACUUUCCAGGAAUACAGACUCCCCCUCUAAUGAGGUUCAGUUGAAUGGAAAGGCAGGUCUCCCUGUGGCCAAAUGUCUGAGCCAGCUGAGCCUGACAGUGCCAGCGCCCGUGUACCCACGCAGCAGCUGUAGCAGCAGUGAGCUGUCGCUGUCGAGCGCGUGCAGUGAAUUCUCCAGCGGCUCGUACACCUGGAAUGAUGGACGCUCCUGUGGGAAAAUGUCGUCUCUGACGUGGGAGAAGAGGCUGAGUUUGGGUUCGUCAGCCCCUAGUAAUAUCUGUGCUGCUCAGGAGGAGCACCUCCCCACAAGACGUAAGGAGAGCCACAUACUGGAAGGACUGAGAAAGCUCCAAAGGAGGAAACACAGGAGCUCCUCCUGUUCCUCCAAGGUCUCCAAGUCAGGCUACAAAGACUGCAUGAACUCCAAUGAGGGAAUCUACUCACUGGGCAUCAAGAGUAGCAGUAAAGGGGUGUCUAGGCCUACCCAUGUGGGGAGAACUGCUCGGGGAAAGCAGUUCGCUUAUGAUUCUGAUGAUGCAGAUGAUGAACUGGCACAUUCUAGUUGUAGAGAUAACAUUCCCACCAAGGACAACUGGUUUCACUGUAAGAAGCUCUCACACAGCAUCUCAGACAGUUUAUGUAGCUGGGAGGGAACGCAAGACAGCGGAGGUGACACUAUCUCAAGUCCUGUGGCUACUAAACACCCUUCUGGGUAUGACUCAAAGGAGCAGCCUGAAAGACUCAUGAGUUUUAUUAACAGCCUUCUCCCUGAAGGAGGGCGGAUAUCAGCUUUUACGAGACCAUCGAAGCUGCACCUCACCCCUACUGAACCAGAAGUUCCCCGUCUGUCUGAUGCGGAUGAUCUGGAGGAGUUAAAGUCUGAGUCAAGUGACAUUCGAAUGUCCUUUAGCCAGCCACCAGAGCAAGCCGAGAGGGACUCGAAGAGGUUGUCAAGAGAUGCUGCCAAGCUGAUUACACAGCAGUGCUUGCGGAGAGACCAGGUUCGUACCCAGUCUGCAGAUGGAAGACCCAGGCCUUUCAGCCUGAUUAAGGAGCCCAAAGUGACCAAAUGCACCCAAUCUGAGGAGAGCGUGUUGACAAUAUUUGAUGCAGAAGGAGAGCCUAUUGAAUUUUGUGCAGAGAAACUUGCAGCAGCUGCUGGGACUCAAAAAGACAUUCAGGGUAGCAAAGUAGUUCCUGACUACACAGAACUGGUGCCCCAAGAGAGGCCAACAAAGCAGAAACCCUCAAAAUCAAGAAACUACAGUGUUCUUGAGUCUCCAGAGAAGCCGUCUGAAUAUCAGAUCAGGACCCACAAGCCAAGGGAGCAAAGCAGUAGCAGGGAGGGAAGUGCAGAGAGGCUAUCAAUGCAGCUGACUCCACAACGGAAACUUAUCAAACCACCAAGCAACCGAGCUAGUAAAGGCCAUUCCAUCCCUCCCAUGAAUGAUGCUGCUGGUUCCAAGUCCAGUAGUUCAAAGAUACCUGGUAGUAAUAAACCUUCAGGGUCCCCACUGAGAUUAUCUAAGAGUUCUGCCACUGAACCAAGUAACAGCAGGAACUCAGGACCCCCUGGGCAGGAGAAAUCCCCCUCCUCUCCGACAGUUAAAAUGUCCAGAUUCAUCAAGACACCAGGAACCUGUAUUCAAAGCUCAAAAGCGGUGAACUCAAAGCUCCCCAGCAGGGCCGAAUGGAAUAAGGGCGCCUCAUCGAGUUCCCCUCACCUCUCAAGGAGACACCUGGAGUAUGCUGACAAUGGCGAACAGCCAACCAGAGACAAACACUGUGAAAACAGCAAAAAUAAACUCAGGUCCCCCUCUCCUCCCCCUCCCCCGGGCCGCACCACCUCUUUACUGAUCAGACCAAAUUACGAGGGGUCGCCAACCACUGUGAGGGGUCCACCCCCAAGUUACCACACCUCACUUUUACCAAAUAUGCAAUCAACGCUACCCAUCAAGGAUAAAGACUGUUUAGACUUGGAUGCAGGCUACGGGACUGCACUUGCACCUCAGAAACUGGUUGACAAAACCAGUCAGCACCUUCAAAAGUCCCCUGCCAUGACUAAGACACCUGCUAAAGGCGAUUUCAAGCGGAUGACCACAAAAGACUACCUCCCUUCUGCAAACUCAGGGUGUGCUCGAGAACCUGAAACCGCACCUAAAACCUCGAAGAAUGUCCCUCCUCCCUACAGUGCCCUCAGAGGGUCCUCAUUUCAGAACUCACCUGCAAGCAAAAAAGGAUCUGCUAAUAAAAAUGUCCAUCAGUCAGUGCAGAAGACCUCUAUUAGUUUACCUGUUUCACUUCAGGACACACCUCAAGGUCAGGCAGAGCCACAAACUGGCAAAGCUUUAGACAGCUCUAUUAUUAUGUCCCCUAACCUAGCAGAAAAAGCCUCAAAGACUCGCAUCCCAAUGGGCUUUAAGGCAUUUUUAAAGUCUCCUCCUAGCCAUAAAAAUAGUCCCUCUAUACCAGGCAAACAAGAGAAAGAUCAUAUCAACUCAGUCUCCAAGGAGACUGUGACUUCAAAUGCUUCUGCCCAGUGUGACAACUUGCAGACAGAGUACAAUAUUGAUUCACCAACCAAGAUGUCUGUUACAGAGGGGAAAGGUGAAGUCCAGUGUAGGUUACUGGAAGAAGAAUUACAAGCUCUUGUGGUGCCAGAGGAAGGGGGUGUUUGUGAUAAUGGGAAAAGGAGUAGUCAGCUUUUUGGCAGAUCCAUAUCUAUUGCUGCCAAACCUCAUUUAAAGCCAGCGUUAGGGAUGAACGGGGCAAAAGCUCGUAGCCAGAGUUUCAGCACCAACUACAUUGAAAAACCAAGCAUCAAUUGCUUAGAUGGGCCGGGAAAAAUCAGAACUCAGAUCAUUACCAACUCAGGUGAAAGGGGUAACUCUCUGUCGAGACAGAGUUCCUUAGAAGCGACCUGUGCUGGGUUAGCAGAGAGCCCUGUUCAUUCCCCAAGGACAAGACUUAGCCACUAUGGAGGCAUGACAGGGUCAAAUAGUCACGGCAUCCUCCCUGAGAGAGCUUUCAAAUCGGGUUCUAAAGUUGAGGGGUCACAGGGCAUAGGGAAGGGGGAGGCAGUCAUGUCACCUUCUCACAAAGUGGUUCGUAGUUUACCCAUCAGUGAUAGGACUGGUUUAAACAUCCGUAAGCCAUCGAAGGUUGCCUCUCAUCCACAGUUUCAUCCUCCGUCCUCUUGUGUCUACGGCUUGGAAAAUCCAGUUAGAGAGACAGAAGACAAAGCAGCAUUCCCUAAUGAGCCAGACUUCAGCAGGGAAGUCAAAACCCAGGCAGACUCCCCAAACAAACACCCAGAUAUGGAGGAGAAAAAAAUCAGCCCAACAGUCACCACUAUUGAAGAGAAAGUCAUGAUGGGAAUUAAGGAGAACGUGCAGAAAUGUCAAGAACAGGAGAAGGUUGCUGCCACCGAGGCCAAACAGAAGACAGGUCCCUCUCUGGCAAACUGGUUCGGCCUCCGUAAGAGCAAACUUCCAGCUCUGAGUAGUAAAAAAGCCGACUCUCCCAAGGGAAAAGAAGAGAAGAAAGAGCUGAAGAUCGGAUCAGUUCUUGGAGGCAAACAGAUGAAGUCUGACAAGAAGAAGGAUAAGAAGAAAAAUGAUAAUCAGCAGAAAGAAAGCCAGGAGGUGCAGGGUCUGUCUGAGAUGAACAACAAGCUUAGCUCCAUUAUGGACCACUGCAAUAAUCAGAUGGGUCAGAUUGCCAGUCAGAUCCAGUGCACGACGGCCUUUAUUGGAAAAGACCAGUUCGUGAAAGAGCUUCUUGGCAGGACCGCUGUGAAGGGCAACUCCGUGGCCACAUCGCCGCCUGGGAUCUCCACGCCCAAGAAACACAGCGAAACGAAGGGAGAUAUGGAAAUCUGUUCAGAUACUGCUACCCUCAUAAUGACAGAGAAGAUCAACCUAAAGGCUGAAAAUGUAGAGGGACACAUCCCAGACGCAGCUUGUCAAGACCACAUGUUAGGCUUCGGCUGUCAGAUGAGAACCCUGGACAGUGGCAUCGGCACCUUCCCUCUCCCCGAUUCUGUCACCCGGGCCAGCGGUCGCCACAUCCCUAAAUCUGAAUCCAGCCCCGAGGGGGUGACCGGCGGCUCCUCUGAGCUCGAUCGGGAGCCUCCCUCUUCUCACCCUGACCCCUCACAACCUGAUGUGAAAGUGCCUUCCCUUUCAAAACCCCACCCGCAUGUCUCUAUGAGCAUGGGUCACUCCCUGUCUGACCCCACUGUGACCUGCAGCAACGACAACGCCCAGGACACCCAGAGCCGCCUGCCCAAAUUAGCAUCCUCAGAUGCAAUCCAGACAAAGAGGUUGAGUUUUUGUGCCCCACGCAGCAACAUCUCAGGUUCCACUGAGGACAAAGAGACAGAAGCAGAGAGGAAGAUGAAAUCCAAGGACCAUGAUAUGCUGGGCGAAAGAGCCUUGCGAGUGUGCACGUACUCAGGCAGCAGCAGCGACACUGAGACUGAACCCGAGGGGACGGGAAGCACUUUGGGCUCGCCGCAAAAGACCCUGAUCAACAGAGCUAAGAGGAAUGACUCAGUUGAGCAGAAUGAGGACACCCUGAAGAGAAGAAGUGUGGAAAAAUCCUUGUCAAUCAUGGACUACUACCAACACGACAUGUUCUCGCACCUGGAGAAGGACAGCAGGAAGAUUUCGCAGUACAACCUGCUGCACAAGGAGUCGGCCCUUGAUGGAAAAGCAGGAGACAGGCUCAGUAAGGAGAUUCCCAUGGAGAAGAUGCCCGUUAGCGCAAGCCAGCCGCUCUCUCUCGACUUCUCUUUGGAGUCCUUAAACAAGCUGAAUCAGAGCAGCUCCAGCAGCCUGUACCCGGACACGGGCUCGGGCGGCCGCAGAGCUGACUGCCACGCCGACGGGGGGAAGAGCGGGGAGAGCUGCUUCAAAGGAGACGAGGCCUCGUCCUCCUCCAGUUUCACGAGCAGGCCCGGGGUGGAUCCCGUGGGCUCCCUUAGUGACUCGCUGUACGACAGCUUCUCUUCCUGCACCAGCCAGGGAUCCAACGAAGUCUGAAAAAGCAGGGCUGUAGAGAUGGAGUCCAGUUUUCAAGACAUUUCUCUUACAUCUUUGGACUCCUCAAGUGUUUCUUUGGGUUUCAGAUUCUGUCCUUCUUAUUGGAAAUCAUGCCUUGAUUGGCUGGAGGUUGAACGACACAGUGGACCUAUGGAGUGGAUUUUUGUGUAGAUUACAUCUGUUUUUCUAGGGGAUUACCCCUAACAGGGUUGGGCGAUACAUUAACAUUUUCUGCCACAUCUCCACAACGACUUAUUUUGGCAAACUGAGGUACACCUUAGCAUCUUAAAGCAGCCAUUCCCAAAUUAAAAAUAUAUAUUAAUUAAAAAACUAUCGAUUUGAAGUGGCAUCGUUUUGGAAAGCCGACAUUUUAAAAUGUUUGUAUUUAUUUAUUGUAAACGCCCAAACUUUGGGAACCACAGAUGGGAUAACAGCAACUCUAUUAAACAAUCAGGGUAAAAAACCAGGAACAUUUGGCAUGUCAGUGAAAAACUUUGAUAUCUGUGUACAGCUUUCCACUCUUGCUUAUAAAACCUCCAGAAAGUAAGGAGCUAUUGCACUUUAGAGUUAAUUAUUUACAGCGACAUUAUAAAAGGUGGACGUACUUCCGAGUAUAACAAAAUAAAUAAAGAAAUAAAGCCAACGCAGAAGUGCCUUAAACUUGCAUUAUUCUUUAAUAACCACCAGGAAAUGCAGACCUGUAGUUCGGGAAAGACUUCUGUCCUGUAGAAGUCUAUGGGAAAAUAACCCAGAGACAACAUAAGUAAACACUUUUGUGAUGAGUUUAUUAGCUCACUUGCUUAAUUUGGGUCAUACUCAGUAAAUAUUUAAGUCCAUUCUGUACAUUCUUUGAAGUUUAACGAUUAUCCCGGGUGUGCCAUGUCCGUCGCUCGUCAACUGCAGUUAAAAAACAUCGGAAGUUUGAACUUCUGAAACCAAUGGGUGAUGUUACCAUAGCCACGUCCAUCUUUUAUACUGUCUACGGUUGCAACGCAGAAAAUUAGCAAACUAAAAUGUCAAAAAUCUCCCGCAAUAAUACAACCGCCAAUCAUCUGAGCCGGUCACUGUCCUAUCGCCCAGCCCUAAACACUAGUUUGUUUAUUUUCUUCUUUUUUCUCAACCUUGCAAAAAAUGUCUUGGUUUUGGUUUGGAUCUGCUCUUGAUUCCCUCUCAACCUUCAGCUAAUCUUGGAAAGGACUUGUCUCAGUUACAGCCCUGCCAUGAAAGGACGAGUGCCGGUCCUCUCUGCCUACAACAAGAAGCACUUAGAAGAGCUACAGACGCGAGGAUGAAUCCUCAACCUAAAAAAGAAAAGAAAAAAACAGGACUUUUAAAGGUUUGGCUUGGGUGUGGUGGACUGGACAGCAAUACACGUUUGUAUCAUUAGUGACCACCCCUCCUCCUCCUCCUCCCACCAUGCUGGGGUACUUCUUAUCAUUGCACUGUAACAAAUACUGUACAAAGAUGUGUAAAAUAAAAGAAAACACGACAAGCAGAAUGGGCAAUAUUUGCAUAAAACUCCAUGUUUGAAACUCCUUUAAAACCCAAGGUGUCAUUUUAUGGAUUGCUGCUAUGGACAACGCCCAUUGAA